This is a messenger RNA of Zasmidium cellare ATCC 36951, 1644 nucleotides long. RefSeq lists its product as uncharacterized. Lineage: Eukaryota; Fungi; Ascomycota; Dothideomycetes; Mycosphaerellales; Mycosphaerellaceae. Gene Ontology annotation, biological process: transmembrane transport. Gene Ontology annotation, molecular function: transmembrane transporter activity. The record is from RefSeq and is a predicted model, not a curated record. The transcript has 2 exons. Gene Ontology annotation, cellular component: membrane. The coding region runs from base 1 to 1644 and encodes 547 amino acids.
AUGCAAGAAACGGAGAAGGGCCCCUGGACGAACGUCGACCCAUCCUCUCCUGCCAGCGAUAUCGCCGUCGGACAAGUCGAAGAGCAGAGCAAGGUCAAGGGCAUGAUCCAGCGUCUCAAAGGACCGAAGAUCGAUCCAGAUGAGCUUGGUCGACAGCUUUUCGAAGAGUCUCAGCAGUACGAUGAGGCUCAACUGGAACGAGAUGCGGUCAAAGUAAGAAGAAAGUUAGACUUCUUACUGCUCCCGAUGGUACCAUAUCACCAACCCCAACCCCAACCCUACUUCCAUCGACGCCUAUUGACGCCCUACACGCAGAUGUGUGGCACAUAUUGCAUUUCCUUCUUAGAAAAACAGACCUUGAAUUACAGCAACAGCUAUGGUUUACAAGCGGAUGCCAACAUGACAGGCAAUGACUACGCCUGGGUGGCGUCGGCGUUGAACUUUGGCUGGCUGUUGGCUGCGUAUCCUUGGAAUUUGGCCCUGCAAAGAUUCCCAAUAGGUCGGCUGAUUGGAGUAAUGCUCUUCGUCUGGGGCAGUGUGUGCAUGCUGCAAGCAGCAGUCUUCGACUUUGGCGGCUUUUUCACUGUGCGCUUCUUCAUGGGUGCAUUGGAGGCAGUCGUCAGCCCGGCGUUCAUUCUGCUCACGUCCAUGUUCUGGGAGAAAGAAGAACAGAGUCUGCGAUCGAGCUUCUGGCUGGCAUGCAACGGUUUCUCUUCGAUCAUUGGGGCUUUGCUGGCGUAUGGGUCGGGACAUGCGGAGGGCUUGAUCAUUCCGAAUUGGAAGCUGAUCUACCUCAUUGUUGGCUGCAUGUCAUUUCUUUGGGGUAUCGUGAUCGUCGUCUACCUCCCCGACGGCCCACACAACGCCAAGAUGCUCACCCACUACGAGAAAGUCGUCUGCGUCUGGCGAGUCUCGCGCAACCGCAUCGGCCUGAAAUCCAACGGAUUCAAACCCACUCAGAUCCGCGAAGCCCUCCUCGACCCCAAAUCCUGGCUCCUCUGGCUCAUGGCCGCAGCCGUCGGCAUUCUCAACGGCGGCGUCGCGAACUUCGCCUCUGCCUUGAUCAAAGGCUUCGGCUACGACGCCCUGCUCACGAGCUUAAUGCAAACCCCAGGAGGAGCUUUCGAGAUAGUGGGCUGCAUCAUGUUCGGAUACCUCUCCAAGUCCAACGGCUGGCUGUGUCCUGCUAUCCUCCUCUCCUGCCUUCCUGGCAUGGCCGGCUUGAUCGGCAUCCUUACCAUCCCCAUCGAACAUCGCCUCGCUCUGACCGCCAUGGCCUGGCUCCAAAACGUCCUAGGCGCACCGAUCAUCCUCUGCUGGACCCUCCCUGGCGUACACACAGCCGGCCACACGAAACGCGCCGCCGUAUUAGGGAUCUUCUUCGCAAUGUACUGUGCCGGCAACAUCGCCGGCCCUCACCUCUUCCUCGACUCCGAAGUACCGCGGUAUCCUACCGCCAUCAAAGGUCUACUGGGCGCUUACGCGGCUAUGAUCGUGUUCACGGCGGCGUAUUGGGCGAUUUGUGCGGCGAGCAAUAAGACGAGAGAUCGGAGGGGUGAGAGGGCGGAUCUUGUGCAGGAGGGUUUGGAGGGGUUUGAUGAUUUGACGGAUGGGGAGAAUCAUCAUUUUAGGUAUCGGCUUUGA